Messenger RNA from Cryphonectria parasitica EP155, 1113 nucleotides. RefSeq lists its product as uncharacterized. The record is from RefSeq and is a predicted model, not a curated record. Bases 229 to 636 code for a protein of 135 amino acids. Lineage: Eukaryota; Fungi; Ascomycota; Sordariomycetes; Diaporthales; Cryphonectriaceae. Gene Ontology annotation, biological process: 2-oxoglutarate metabolic process. The transcript is spliced from 2 exons.
GAAACCUUUACCACAUCUCUCUUUGCUCGAAAAUUGUACUUGUCUGUGAUCAAAACACUUGCAGACAGCCCCGUGCCUCUCUAUUUUACUUUGUCCUACACACCCGCCAAAGUUUCCCAUAGCCACCAUCAACAAAGCCCACCUCAGAUAAGGCUCAGGAAACAGCACAAUACAGCAUAACCCAGCCAGAACAGGCCCUUUCUUUCUCAGCAGUACCAAGGUCUCAAGAUGUUUGCAACCAGAGCACUGCGACAGGCUGCUGCCCACGCUGAGCGUGUCCCUUCUAUCAAAUUUCUCGGAAAGCGCACGAUUCCUUCGGCGGUUGACCACACACCUCAACCUCAUCCUGCUUCACCUUCGAGCUCGCUCCCAGAAGACUUUUCUAGCAAGACCUCCCAUGCCUCCUUCUCCGAAUAUCGCCAGCGCUCCCAGCAGUACGGCCCCCUCCGCAAGACAUGGACCCGCACAGCAGAGACCGGCAUAGGAGCCGCCCCUGCAGCCGCCCUGCCCUCCAUCAACCCGGCUAACGGCGUUUUCUUCGACCGCGACGAGUUGCCCGCCCGCUUUAGACGGAGUGUCUGGUCGGCCGAGGAGAUCGAGGCUAUCGAGAGCGGAGGCGCCUCUGUUGCGGCAUGAGGGCUCCCGGCUCCCCUUGGUUUUCUAUUGUCAGAUUUGGACCGCAUUGGUGGGGCAGAAGAGUGGAUGAAAGAGGGUGGGAUGGCUAGCCUUGGCUCUUUGAUCAUGAGCGAGCGCACGAGCGUUGGUAUGACCAACGAGCUUGCCAUUGGGAUGUCGAGCAGGACCUGAAUGAAACGAUUUGGGACUCCGGUUGAUGCGCGAAGAGGAACGAAGCGUCGCCACGGUUCCAACGCCCCCCCCCCCCUCCGGCCCUUCUUCUUUUCCUCUCUUCAUUAGGUGCUUCAGUGGCGUCAAAAAGUGGUGGUCGACAGAGACGCACAAAAGUUUCCCGAGAGACUGCGCGUAUGUUUCGACGAUUGGUCGACCGGCAGCCCUUCCAGUUUGCAAGAAAGGACGUCGCCUCACGGCAUGUAUGGAUUUUCAUAGGCAGACGCUCUAAGAGCAUCAUUAAAAUUGUACAUUUCACUUCAGCUC